CUGAUACGACGCACCCAGGUGCUUCGUGACUAACUAUUUAAAACUGCGGGCGGACACGAUUUUAAGAAGAGGAAUCACCAGGACAAAGCAUUCGACGAGGGUCAUGAUGUUAAAGAACCUAUUGUUUUGCGUCUUUGCGGCUCUUUCCGCAGCUGCGGGGUCGUCGCUGAACGAGUCCGUCUUCUCGCUGCCCCACGACGCGCUGAUGUACGUCCCCGACGGCGAAGGACGCCCGCACCUGGUGGACCUGAGCCAGCAGGGCCCGGACAUCUUCGUGAACGGCGAGCGCGACGUCAGCUUUCAUCUUUACACCAGCAUCAACCCUACAAACCCAGUGAAUAUUCUCAUCGGAAAUCGCACGGCGCUCAGUAAUAUGGACCUGAAGCAGGAGACGAAAUUGCUGAUCCAUGGAUGGAAUUCGAAAGGACAGUCCAUGCGACACGUCAAGCGAGCGUACGUGGAGCUGGGCGAGGAGAACGUGGUCGUGGUGGACUGGUCGCGCCCCGCCUCGGGCUUGUACUCGUCCUCGCGCCGCGCCACCCGCCAGGUGGGCGCCUACGUCGCGCGCUUCCUCGACUUCCUGUCGCGGUCCGGGGUGGACCUGGCCAAGGUGCACCUGGUGGGGCACAGCCUGGGCGCGCACGUGGCGGGCAUCGCCGGCCACAGGGUCUCCGCGGGCCGCGUCGCCAGGAUCACGGGUCUGGACCCGGCGGCGCCCGGGUACGGAGGAGAAGCCCUGGAGAACCGACUGGAUGCCUCCGAUGCCGACCAAGUGCAGGUGCUUCACACCAAUGCCGGUCUUCUUGGCUGGUCCUCGCCGCUGGGACACUUGGACUUCUACCCGAAUGGUGGCAAGAAGCAGCCCGGCUGUGGCAUGGACAUCGUCGGCACGUGCAGUCACUCCCGCGCGCACUGGUUCUUCGCCGAGUCGGUGAACUCGCCAGUCGGCUUCUGGGGCGUCAGGUGCGCCAGCUGGGAUGACUACCGACGCGGCCGCUGCCACGACAACGAGAGGGCCCUUAUGGGCUCGCGGCCUGACCACAGGUCACAAGGUUCCUUCUACCUAACUACAGGAGCAUCAGAACCGUUUGCAAGAGGCUACUACUGAAAGUCAUUUAUAUUUUCUAAUUUUGUAUUCAUAUUUACAUUAUUAUUCGAUUGUUAUAGUAAUGAUAUGACAACAUUAAGAGUAUUUUUUGAUUAUAAGUAAAUGAACAUUUUUUAAAAAUAAAAUGUGGUAAAUAAUAAAAGAAAAAAA
Bacillus rossius redtenbacheri is the source of this 1258-nucleotide messenger RNA. Its product is annotated as pancreatic lipase-related protein 2-like. The record is from RefSeq and is a predicted model, not a curated record. The transcript has 7 exons. Bases 104 to 1108 code for a protein of 334 amino acids. Lineage: Eukaryota; Metazoa; Arthropoda; Insecta; Phasmatodea; Bacillidae. Gene Ontology annotation, biological process: lipid catabolic process. Gene Ontology annotation, molecular function: lipase activity.